Ilyonectria robusta is the source of this 1983-nucleotide messenger RNA. Its product is annotated as major facilitator superfamily domain-containing protein. The coding region runs from base 112 to 1962 and encodes 616 amino acids. The record is from RefSeq and is a predicted model, not a curated record. Gene Ontology annotation, biological process: transmembrane transport. Gene Ontology annotation, molecular function: transmembrane transporter activity. NCBI's taxonomy places the organism in Eukaryota, Fungi, Ascomycota, Sordariomycetes, Hypocreales, Nectriaceae. The transcript is spliced from 4 exons.
AAGCUGCUUUUUUUUCCCUUCUAUUUAUUAUUCUUCGUCAAAGGUUUUCACAGUUUGCGUCAAAUACUCCGGUUCUCUAGCCGUAGCAACCCAUCGGCUCAUCAUACCGCCAUGUCACAUACAACCGUCGAAGUCGCCUACAGGCCAAGUCAAGAAGCACCUAAAGUUGAAACCACAUCGAGGGAUGAAGCAGGAGACCCAAGUCUCUCCCAAGCCCUAGAUCCCGAUAUUCAAAACUCCAACGGCAGUGGCAACGAUGUCAUCACCGACUCACCCGAUGACUCCGUUUCAUCACCACCUAGAUCAAAGAGAUCAAAGGCACAGAUCGCCACAGUCAUGGCCUCACUAUGCGCUUGUGUCUUUCUUUCUGCGCUCGAAAUCACCAUUGUAUCCACCGCUCUUCCAACUAUUGCCGCUCACUUUGCUUCUGAUUCUGGCUACACCUGGAUCGGCACCUCAUACGUCUUGGCACACACAGCCAGCACACCAUCCUGGGGCAAGUUUUCGGACAUCUGGGGCCGAAAACCUAUUCUCUUGAUUGCAAACGCCAUAUUCUUUGCUGGAAGCCUGAUCUGUGCCUUGGUGAAUGAUCUUAGCGCCUUUAUCGCUGGCAGGGCGGUGCAAGGGCUUGGUGCCGCCGGGAUGGGGACAAUGGUGAACAUCUGUAUUAGUGAUAUGUUCUCGCAGAGAGAUCGUGGACUCUACUACGGAUUGACAUCUAUUGUCUGGGCAGUGGCGUCGGGCGUCGGGCCGGUGUUGGGUGGUGCGUUGACGGAUCAAGCGAGCUGGAGAUGGUGUUUUUGGAUAAACCUGCCGAUUACUGCGGCCGUCUUUCUCGUCCUCAUUUUCACACUGAAGCUUCCAUCGCCUCAAACUCCUAUCUGGGCAGGUUUGAAGGCUAUCGACUGGCCUGGGGGCUUUCUUAUCAUUGGUGGAACUCUGAUGCUACUGCUCGGCCUCUACUUGGGUGGCGUCUACGAGCCGUGGAACUCAGCAACCGUCGUCUGCCUGAUCGUGUUCGGCAUCAUAACCGGGGGCCUGUUCGUGCUCAAUGAAUGGAAGGUGGCAGAGUAUCCUGUGAUUCCAGUUCACCUCUUCCACUCUUGGUCUUCAGCCGCAGCGUAUGCAGUUUGCUUUUUUCACGCAUAUGUCUUCAUGGGAGUUGCGUACUACCUGCCGCUAUAUUUCCAAGCCGUCCUCUUGGCAAGCCCUCUUCGGUCUGGGGCUUACCUACUGCCUUUUAUUCUGUCAAUCACAAUUACUGCUGCGAUAACUGGGGUUUACAUCCAACUAACAGGCAAAUAUCUACCUGCAGUUCACUGCGGUUUGAUCAUUAUGACUCUCGGCAUUGGUCUUUUUAUCGACAUCGACUUGGACAGGAACUGGGCAAAGCUGAUCGCUUUCCAGGUCGUCAGUGGUAUUGGGGUGGGUAUGAACUUCGAGGGUCCGCUUCUUGCGGUCCAGACGGUGGUACCAACACAAGACGUUGCCGCUGCUACCACAGCCAUGAGCUUCGUCAGGACUCUAUCUACUGCCAUCUCCGUCGUCAUUGGAGGAGUUCUGUUCCAGAACGAGAUCAAGGGCAAGAAGCAGAUGCUCAUUGAUGGGUUAGGUCACGAAAUGGCGAGUCUAUUUAGCGGAGCAAGUGCAUCGUCGCACGUCGAUAUUAUUAAGACACUACCACCAGACGCGCGACUGAUUGUCAGGAAGGCAUUCUUCCAGUCUCUCGACAGGAUGUGGAUCAUGUACACCAUAUUUUCCGGAAUCGGAGCUUUUCUUGGUUUCUUCAUCAGGGCGCAUCAUUUAAGCAAGGAGCACGAAACCGCGAGGCUCGGUUUGGACAAGAAAGACGAUAGCGCACCGACGGAGAACGGCGUCGUGGGCGGGAUUGCAAAUUCCCAGGACCAUCAAUUGGAGGAGAUGGUUGGAGAUAAUAUUAGAUUACGACAGAGGAGCUCGUAGAUGUCUAGUUGGUAUUUUUCG